Molecule: messenger RNA, 1610 nt
Organism: Cinara cedri
Lineage: Eukaryota; Metazoa; Arthropoda; Insecta; Hemiptera; Aphididae
Source: the annotation of a GenBank genome assembly
AAGCUGUUAUCUUCUAAGAUUGUGUACAAAAGAUAUCUUAUCUAAAAUUGAUAACACCGCGCAUGUGAAUAUUCCUAAAAAAACUUUUAUUGUUGACGUGAAAUUAAAUCUUUUAAGAACUAGGUAUUAUUCAAAAUUUAAAAUGCGUCUCAAACGUCACCAAAAGGCAGAACGUAAUAUUAAUUUUUAUUGCGUCAAUUUUGGUUUUAGAAAACCAUUUCAAAUACUGGUCGACGGUACAUUUUGCAUGGCUUCUGCACAAGUAUUAAAUAUAUAUAUAUAUUUAUAUCAAUAGUGUUAAUAAUUGUAAUAAUAUUUUCAAUAUUUAUUAUUAUGUUUUUUUUUUAAUACUUUCAGAACAGAGUUCAAUUACGUGAAGAUAUACCAAAAUAUUUAGGCGGCGAUGUGAAGUUGUUAACCACACAGUGUGUCGUACUUGAAACUGAAGCUUUAGGUGAGAUAUUUGUACAUGCAUGUUUAAGACUAAUAAUUAUAAAACCAAAUGUAAAUUAUGUUUUUACUUAUAGGGGCUGCUGUUCGACAAGCUAUGCACAUAGUAAAGAAUUUCGGUAUACAUAAGUGUGGACAUGAAAAAAAAUCAAUAUCUGGUGCAAAUUGCUUAAUGUCGAUGACUAAAGAUAAUAUGAGUACAAGGUAAUUAUUUACUACUACAGUAGGUCUGCAUUAAUUUUAUUUUUUUUAAAAAAUCUUUCUUGACAUCUAUUACAUACACAUUUUUACACAACAUUUUAAAAUUUAAUUUCUGUUACAGUUCUGAAAAUACCUAUCAAUUAAUUAUAUAUGUUUUUAAUUGAUCAAAUACUCAUACACAAAAUAUCAGUAAUUUUUUUGUUGCACAUUAUUUUUAUAAUUUUAAAUAAUUUAGAAAAUAUCUGUUAUCUAAAAAAUAUUAUUAAUAAUAAUUCCAUAUAUUUUUGUGUCUUUCCCUGUGAAUUGAAAACAUUUGAAGAAAAUUUGACUAAAAUUUAUAACUUAAAUAUCAUUAUCCUAAAAAUAAAAAUAAAAAAAAUAUGUUGACGGCUAUAAAUUAUACUAUUAUACUUGUGUUAUGGUAAAUUAUGUUUUAAAAAUUAAAUGCCAAUUUCACAGAUACAUUGUUGCCACUCAAGACAAGUCACUUCAAAAUGCUUUGUACAAUGUCCCUGCCGUUCCAAUAAUGUAUUUUAAUAAUUUAAAUGUUCUUUUAAAAGCACCUUCACCAAUUACUAUUGAGCACGCUAAUGAAAAAAGGCAAUCUAAGUAAGUAUAACUUCAUACAAUUAAUUGAUUUAAUUUUUAUUAAUCUGUGGAUUUUAAUUAUAACUAGAUUUAAUUUGACCGAACAUGAAACUAAUGUGUUGACAAAUAUGAAAAGUUCAAUAACAACAGAGUUAAUCAGCAGUGAUGAACAUAAAGAUUACCCUGGGAUAUUUCAAAGGGCUAAAGGACCAAAUCCACUUUCGUGUAAACCAAGAAAAAAGAAAAACAUUGAAGAUAAUAUACCAAAAGUUGAAAAGAAAACAAAACGUAAAAGAAAACGAGUAAAAGUACCAAAACAUGUUAAAGAAGAAUUAAAAAAACAAUUAACAAAUUUAUAAUUAAAGGGUUUA